Molecule: messenger RNA, 3792 nt
Organism: Bombyx mori (domestic silkworm)
Lineage: Eukaryota; Metazoa; Arthropoda; Insecta; Lepidoptera; Bombycidae
Product: organic cation transporter protein
Exons: 8
Coding region: 1915-3507 (530 amino acids)
Biological process (GO): transmembrane transport
Cellular component (GO): membrane
Molecular function (GO): transmembrane transporter activity
Source: RefSeq, a predicted model, not a curated record
GAUAUGGGCCUCUCCCAAGGCGCGCGAUCCUGGUCGUCUCGGCUCCGUCCGCUGCCUACUACCCUGUGCAGUUGUUUUUAUCUUAUAACAUUACUAAGUGCUUCUGGCUCUUUAAAAAUCUUUGUAAAAUCUACUCACCGACUAUUCGGGCAGACUAACGGCGACUAACGACAAGAUGAUGUACCUGGAGGGCAGCCUGCUUUAUCUCACCAGCGCACCACGCCUGCCUUUAACGUGCAGGUAUUCCUUCAUUUAAAAUGGGAUAAUGAGACCGAGGACGGAUCACAAACGUGUUGAUGAAUUCGAAGUAUGGUGCUGGAGAAAAAUGCUGCGGUUCCAAUGGACUGCAUAUAGGACCAACGCAUUAAUAUUUACUUGUGAUGAUCGAAAUUAAAACAAGCCUUUCUGGCAUCUACCUCAAGCGAAUCCUACAGUAUUUCGGACAGAUUGCUAGAAAAUACGCAGUAAAUCUAAAAAAGCUGGUGCUUACUGGCAAAGUGGUAGGAAAAGGAUCGCGGUGGUGCAGUCCAAUGUAUUGGUCUGACCCGGUCCGCACCAUUUGGUUGUCCAUACAUAAAAGCAACAAAAAAAAACGAUUCCAUCGUCUGGGAUGCUCUCGCAGUAGCUGACGAAAGGACGAGAUGGCGCAAUAUCGUGACAACGAAACUCAUGGAUCACGGGGUCACGACCCUCAGACACGUGAAGCACUAAGGAGGAAUGAGACGGCGGCGUUGUGGUCACCCUUUUCUUCUACAGGAUACAGGCCUCCUCUAAUGGCGCCCCUGAGAUCCAAGGUGCACCUUGAACUCGUUUACUCCUCUGCCCUAUACUUAAUAAUAAAAAUGCACGGUCAAGCGACUUAGCUCUAGUAUAUGAUUAUCUUAGCAAUGCGUUCUAUGAUGUGUACAACAUCUAGCCGCAGGCGCUUCCGAUUUUUUAUAAAUUCAUUUUUGUAUCCAGGGAAAAUGUAGUCACAUUAUUGCAAUAAAUAUUUAUAUUGUGUAAUGCUCCUUACCAGUUCAAGCACACGAGUAGAACCAACUGGUUCGUUAGGAGGUACUCUAUUAGGUACGAGCAUUUAUAAAUUACUGUAGCGCGAUUCAGGGGAUGUCCGAGCUAUGUACAGGUGAGGCUACUAGAAAUUCAUUACUUGACUUGCGAACUCAGUUAUUUGUAUGCACGUGCUUUGUUUUAUAAUCGACUCUAUACUGAAAAGUAGACAGAUGGAUGUGAAGGGCCAAUCAAUAGUAAAAAGCGGGAAGAAUUAAACGGAUGCACGAAGAGGGAUUCACGUGCAAUGCGUGCUGCACGAUGUGACAGUGGGCGGCUCUAACACCAGCCACUCAGGAGGAUCACACUUGAUUAACACCUUAAAGCUCAUACCACUUCUCCACACGAGCUGUGUGCGCGCGCCGCUAUUUUGAUUCAUUUGUUUGUAAGCUCACAUCUGUACUGCCAACGAACUUGGUAAGCUCUCCCACGGCAAUAUAGCACAUACAUUUAAAAAAGAAAUUAAACUGGGUUAUCCGGAUAAAUAAAAAAAUGGAUUUCCGCGUUUGUCUGACGUUCUUAUUGUGAGAGCGUAAGGUCUAUUUUGUUAAGAACAUUAUGAUAUGUAGUUGACGAACCGUUUUCGCCUUUUAAUUUUAGGCUACACGAAUGAUGUUAAUGAUUUGUGUUCAUUCUGAGAGCGUGUGUCCGCCGCACGCGACGCGCCCUGCGUUAGACUUGUUGUUCGUGUUACGAGACGUCGCGUCGCGCGUCGUCUAGGUGCGGGACUGCGUGCACUGCUGCUCAACUUACUUUUUAUUUUUCGUUGGUUAUUUCAUUUUUAUGAAAUCCCACGUUUCGAAUAGGGUGGAGUUUCCGUCCAGCUCGCCGCUGACAUUUAUUGUUCUAUAAUAAAGUGUAGAGAUGGCAAGUGAAGUGAAAGAGGAAUGGUGCUCGGGCUGGGGCCGAUGGCAAGUGAGGCUGGCCCUCCUGCUGGCGCUGCCCGUGUUCCUCACCGGCGCCUACGGAACGAACUACGUGUUCCUGGCGGGCCCUACUGAGUACAGGUGUCGUGUCCCAGAAUGUGAAGGAUCUUCGAGCAAGGUCUCGGUGACGGCAGAGACCUGGUCUCAACCUUGGACAAAAUGGGCUCUGGUUCCCAAUGAUCCUUGUAGAAGAUGGAGCCCGAAGCACUUGGAUGGGGCUUGUACCGCUGACGCUUUCGACAACAGCACUUCAGAAGUCUGCGAGAACUUCGUGUAUCGGGCGUCGAGUAGUAUUGUUGUAGAGUUCGACCUGGCCUGCAAGGAGUGGAUGCGGUCGUUAGUCGGCACCAUUCACUGUGUGGGAAUGCUCAUCUCUCUGCCCAUCAUAGGCUUCAUAUCGGAUAGAUGGGGCCGUCGGAGCGCCCUGAUUGUGAGCAGCUGCGGCGCAGGAGUGUUCGGCCUCUGCAAGUCUUUCGUCGGGUCCUACUACAUGUAUGUGACAGCCGAGAUGCUGGAGACUGCCUUCGGAGCGAGUGUCUACCCGUCGGCCUUUGUCUUGAUGAUCGAAUGGCUCGGAGUCGAGCACAGGGUCCUGGCCAGCUUCGUGCUCGGCAUCCCGCUGUCCCUUGGAGCUGCUUUUUUAUCACUCUUGGACUACUUGACUGGUCACUGGAGACUCUGGGCCAGAAUAGCAUAUCCACCGUCAUUUUUAUUUCUCUUAUACCCUUGGGUGCUACCUGAGAGUGUUCGAUGGCUGAUCACUAGAGGGAGAGUCUCCGAAGCUGUGGCCACCAUCAGAAGUGCUCUGAACUGUAACCGGAUGACGAUUCCGAAAGCAGGCUUAGAAAAGACUGUGAUGAAUGAGCAGGAAGCCAUAGGGAGCAGUGGGGUCCUGCAGGACGAAAGUCUGCUGCGUGCUUUGAUCAAGUAUGAAGUCCUGCGUCGUCGGCUGUUCGUGUGCUGCGUGUGGUGGUUGUCGUGCGUGUUCGUGUUCUACGGGCUGGCGGUGCGCGCGCACGUGCUGGCGGGGUCUGCGCACGUGAACUACGCGCUGGUGGCGGGCGCGGAGCUCCCCGCGCUGGCGCUCAACACCCUGCUGCUGGACCGCGUGGGGCGCCGCCCGCUGCUCACGGCCGCCCUGCUGCUCACCGCCGUGUCGCUCAUCACUUUACCGUGCUUGCCUCAAUCGAGCACAGGUUGGGGCACGGCUCUGUACCUGUCGGGCAAGGUGGGCGUGACGAUGUCGCUGAACGCGCUGUACGUGUACACGGCGGAGCUGUUCCCCACGCGCGCGCGGCACCGCCUGCUGGCCGCCUGCUCCGCCGUGGGCCGCGUCGGCGCCAUAUUCGCGCCGCUCACGUCUUUGCUGGCGGAGUACAGGACGUGGCUGCCGACCGUAUUGUUCGGUUCCCUGCCUCUGCUGAGCGCGGCGCUCACCUUCCUGGUCCCCGACACGCUGCACCAGACGCUGCCCGAUUCCUUCGCAGACCUGGAAGAGUCUCCGCCACCGGUACACAUUAAUGAAGCUUAAAUACAUGUACUCCUUACAUACAAUUUUGUAUGAAAUUCUAGUUACUUUGGGGAUUACGACGAAGUGAAGAUCUUCCACCGAGCGGGUGAUAUUUGCUCGGUAGACCGACGGUCCGGUUCGGAACUUGUAUAUAUGCAAGCUUAUUUAAAAUGCCAUUAGUGAGAUUCAGAAAUCUGUCAAAUAUCUUGCGUUGUAUGAUGGCUACCCGCCACUUGCCAAAGGCUUGUGUAUUUUUGGCGUGAAACAAUUUACAAUUUACAAUCAUUAUACAAUUUUCAUCCGAAA